AUGGCAUCCGACGGCCCUGAUCCCCAGAGCUUGAAAUCAUGGGAGGAUGCAUUUCACUAUCCAAUUCCUACUGUGCGCCGCGUGGAGCAGGAGCUGCGCCGGGACAUCGCAAGCAAUAAGGAGAAGCUCCGGGCUCUUGUUGGCACGAGGUACCGAGAGCUUGUUGGUACUGCCGAGACGAUCGUGUCGAUGAAUCGCGAAAUGGAGGAUGUGGAUUCGACACUGGCCGACAUAGGACGAAGAUGCAACCCGCGCCUGAUGGAGAAGAUGUACACGCAUUACAAUCAGAUAAAGGAUGAUUCACACGAUGAGGAUGCCGCGAAACGAGCGCUCGGGGGACAACUCGCUUUACUUCACCGCUGCGCAUCGUCAAUAUCAAAGCUUUUGAGAAGACGCGGCUCCGUCUUACUAGUGGCGAAGCUUAUGGUCGUGUCUCGACGUCUACAACAUAACCUAUCUCAACAGAAGUCGGUGCCGCCGUUCGUGGAGAACCUGCGCAAUCAACUGGCUUCCGUUCGACGGACUCUCAUAAGGAGGCUUCAAAAGCGCCUGGCUUCUGCCAAGUCCACAGCUGACGAGAUCAUUGAGGCUUUGGCGGCAUACUGCCUAAUAACCAGCUCCUCUUCGGAUGACGCCAUUCGCAACUUCCAUCAGGUCCGCUUAGAUGGCAUUGGAAGUCAGCUGGAACUUGUUGACCCUUCAGGCGAUAAUGUUUUAAACAGCCUACGACUUUAUAUUCAGACUCUCCAGACUUCCAAGAUUCUGCUUUCCCGACGGCUGUCGGACGUUCUCAGCAAGCUCAAAGCAAGGCCCUUAUUGACGGACCCUGAAAUCCGAGAUUUGGACGACUUGAACCUCGGUGUUCUAGGGCGUUGGGUGACUGCUGAUGUCAGUAACUUCACACCUUGGAUCAAGCUUAGCGAGUUGUCGAAGUCAGAAGCCGAGAAAACCAUCAAACAAUGGUCGAAGCCAGCUUUCGAUAAAUUCGUGCAUGGGUGCCGGGCUACCUUGACAAACUGGUCGGAUUUCUCAAAGCUUCUCUCCUUACGCCAGAAGACGUUGGAGCUUUGGCUUUGCUCCCGAAACUCUACACCCACGCAUUCCUCGUUACAGGUACUAGAAGGGAUUAGGUCGGCCUUCAACGAACGACUUACGAAUGUUCUAUUGGAACAAGCCAAGGCUUUGGAUCUAUUCGGCCAAGAACUCGCAUCUGCGGUGUCCAACUGGAGCGACAGAGGUCACACAGCUUCCCAGUCGCUUUGGGCGGAAGACCUAAUCUCUCUUGACUACUCCAACGGAUCUUCUGCGUUCAAACAGGCUGUUACGAAUAGGCUACUAGGGCGUGAUGAUGACGUAGCUGUUGUCCUCGAGACGUAUCAAGCAUGGCUGUCUUCGAUCGAGGAAUCAAGGGAGUCUAUCGAUGCCUUGCGACAGCUACGUUGGUCUGACGCCCUGGAUGAAGGCGAAGAUGAGGAUCUCGAUAUAGAUAUUCCCUCCAUCUUGAAUGAUGAUGAUCCCAGGCUGCUGCGCGAGGCCCUACAGACCGCAAUUGGGCAGGCUUUUGAUGCACUCCAGAAUUCACUGAGCGCAACCUUCAAUACCCUCGGAAAGUCGGGCCGAAGCGCCGAGGCUGCUUUCAUGCUGAAGGCUAUUCGACUGGUCCGAAGAGAUCUUCCUGUCCAAUUUAUUGCCAGCGAUUACGCGCUCUCCCAGAUUGUCGUCCCCGAGUUGCAAACAAUCCUGGCCAGGGAGAUAGUCAUACGUGCAGGCCUCUGGAAGUCCCCAGCUGUUUCAAAUGGUAAGUCUGGAAAAUUUCCAGGCCGUACGCUCUGGGAAGGUGAUCCCGAACUCCCGAUUCAGCCAUCACCAUCGACAUUCAAAUUCCUGCGUAAGGUUGUGCGAUCCAUGGACCAGUACGGCGCUGGACUUUGGGACGUUUCUACAGUUCAGGUCCUUAAAAGUUCCCUGCAAAAGGAACUUUCGGGGCCUGUGGCGUCCGCAAUUGAAAGCUUAAAGACACCUAGCCUUGCUCAGGACAACAAGACAUCUGCGUCAGAGGCUGCAAAUGGGUCAACUCCGGCCCAGAACGGCGAAGACGGCCACCCCGAGAAAUCAGAGUCAGAGAAUACGGUCUCCAAAAAUGCUGAAGACGUCAAAGACCGGAUGAUUCAGCUGUAUUUCGAUACCAUCUACCUUGACGAUGCGUUCACCAGUCGAGACUCUGAGCGUAGCCAGCUGGCGGACGUACUGGGUACACUUCGCAGCAGCCUUGACAUUCCUGCAAAGGCCACCAAGACCCUAGAGCAAGCCGCCCAUGAGUACUGGAAACGGACCCAGCUGUUAUUUGGGCUCUUGACCGGGGCAGCCGAGCAAUAA
Messenger RNA from Aspergillus sclerotioniger CBS 115572, 2376 nucleotides. RefSeq lists its product as uncharacterized. Gene Ontology annotation, cellular component: Golgi apparatus; COG complex. The transcript is spliced from 3 exons. The record is from RefSeq and is a predicted model, not a curated record. Gene Ontology annotation, biological process: intra-Golgi vesicle-mediated transport. NCBI's taxonomy places the organism in Eukaryota, Fungi, Ascomycota, Eurotiomycetes, Eurotiales, Aspergillaceae. Bases 1 to 2376 code for a protein of 791 amino acids.